AGAAGAUAGCUGAUAAGUCUCAGGAAAGUAAACAAACUGAAAAGGCAAGAAUGGAGUCGUGGUGCUUUUGUGAGGUACCUCAUGGCCCAGAUGAACCUCAUAAUCAUGCUGGAGUUGAAACUAAAGCAAUGAGUGAUUUAACUGCCAAUAUUGUUAAUAAUGAUAAGGGAUGUACAUCAAAGAUAAAUGACAGUGAUACUAACACAGAUCUAGUUGCAAGUGCUCAUGCCACUGGUGCAACCUCCCUGCUUCAAUUAUCAAUGGAACACGUGGCUCAUGGUUCCAUUCCUCCUAGUACUAUUAGUGAGGGCCUGCAAGAAGCCACUGGUGCUGUAACCAUUGAUGCUUCAUCUUUAGUAGUUCCUCAGAUGGAAGGAGGACCACAAAAUGUUGUUGGGUCUAGCAGUCAACCAGUAGUUGCUUCAGCCACCCAAGCUUCUCCGUCAGUUGGGCAGAGUGUAGUGGGUGGCCAUGUGGUUACUGCCAUAAGCCAACAUGGUGCCCAAGGAAGUGGGCGAUUAGUUAGUCAGCCGAUGAUUAGUGGGCAAGUUGUCACCGCCGGUCAACUGGUUGGCACUAGUCAGUUGAUGACACCAGAGGGUACAAUCUACAUUGAGGCCAGUGAAAUGUUAAGCAAUGGAGCAGUUGUAAUAAACCCUGGCCAAGGGGCCUAUAUCAGCUAUGAUCAGAUUACAAUUGGAGCAGAUGGUCAGGUUCUUAGUGUGCCAGUUGGUGGUUCCACAGGAGAAACACUAAUGAUCCAACCUGCUGCAGGCUCUGAUGUUACUUCAGGUACAGGCACUAUUACCUACACGACAACACAGCUAACAGAGCCUAAUGCUGCCCAACCCAUCCAGUACACAGCUCUAAGUAAUGAUGUCAUUAAUCUCUUAUCACAUGUGGACUCAAGCAAAGAAAGUACCAGUUCUGAUCUGACAGCAGAGAAGGGAGUAACAGUUAUUGCCAAACCCUUAGAUUGUUCAGUAUGUGCUAAGUCCUUUGCACAAAAGCGUACCUUAUGGACUCAUAUGUUGGAAGCUCACCCAGAUUUACAUUGUUGUUCAGAAUGUUGUGCAGCAUUUACCUCGCCUGAAUAUCUUAAUCAGCAUAAGGCCCAACACCAGAAACUGCACGUGUGUUCAAGAUGUGGAAUGGCAUUCACAAAUAAAUCAUCAUUAAACAGACAUAGACAGCAGAUGCAUACCGGAGCUGCUGUUGCAGUGGAAGACAAAGUUUUUGGUUGUGGAUCAUGUGAUGCCAGGUUCCACCAACAGUGUGACCUGCGAAGACACGUGCUAGGACAUACUGGUGAAAAGCCUUACAGAUGCAAACACUGUGAUGCUGGAUUCACCAGAACAUCAAGCCUUAAUAAGCAUAUGAGAAUCCAUACUGGAGAGAAGCCUUAUACAUGUGAAGUGUGUGACCAGUCCUUCUCUUAUAGAUAUCAGUUUAACAGACAUAAAAUCACCCAUAGACAGGAUGACCAAAGAAGUAACUUCUCUGUUUCAUAUGAAUUUCAGGAGUAAUUUAUUGUAUAUGGAAUGAUGUGUAUCAGCAAAUAUUCGCUGUUCAUUGUUGAAUUGCUGAUACUUAAAUAGGUAACCAAAGGAGUAAGAGUAUUAUGGGGAUUUAAAUAUACCAAACAGUAAUUAGGAUUAAUGGAAAUUAUACAAGUGGAAAUCCCUUAUUCAUUCAGAAUUAGGAAGACCAUGUCCUUGACCAGUCAUGCAUCCAGUCUGAAAGGCAUGUCUUCAGAUAUGCCACUUAUCUGUAGAGGUACCAUUGGUACUGUGGCCCACCAUAGGGUAGAGAGAACUGUAUCAUUACCAUCACAUUAUUUUAUUCAUUUUUUCAUUUUAUCACUUUGUGAAAUUUGUAUGUGACACUUUCCUUUGCCCAGGUUUUUGUUCAUAUUAGGAAAUAACUACUGUGUGCCCAUUUCAAAUUCAGAUUGUGUAGCCAUACUGUAAAAUAGACGCAAGCAAUUUGUUUCAUAGAGAGAUUAUUUUUAGUGUAUUUUGUGUACUGUAUUACCAAUAUUUUAUUGAUUUAUUCUCUUGUAUAUUAUAAUUUGUAAUGAAAAUUGUAUAUUGUACAAACUAUUAACUGUAAAUGUAAAAUGUUAUAUAGUGAAGAGUAUUAACCAAAUGUAAGGUUAUUGAAUAACCAUUGAGUAGGAUGUAUUUAAAGAUGGUUUCCCUUUUUAUAAAGACAUCACUAGAUAGUGUAUGUAUAAUCUUUGUGCAUAAACAAAUUAAACUGAAAUUCAGC
This is a messenger RNA of Penaeus vannamei (Pacific white shrimp), 2271 nucleotides long. Its product is annotated as zinc finger protein 850. Gene Ontology annotation, biological process: regulation of DNA-templated transcription. The record is from RefSeq and is a predicted model, not a curated record. Gene Ontology annotation, molecular function: DNA-binding transcription factor activity, RNA polymerase II-specific; RNA polymerase II cis-regulatory region sequence-specific DNA binding. Lineage: Eukaryota; Metazoa; Arthropoda; Malacostraca; Decapoda; Penaeidae.